CUCGACACUUUAAAUACUAUGGGCUUUGACCAAAUGACACCAGUCCAAGCAGGUGCAAUUCCUUUGUUUAUGAAGAAUAAGGAUGUAGUUGUCGAGGCUGUGACAGGUUCAGGAAAAACUCUGGCAUUUGUGAUCCCAAUCAUUGAGAAGCUACUGAGAAGAGAAGAACCUUUAAAGAAUCAUGAGAUUGGCGCUGUAGUAAUUACUCCUACUCGUGAAUUGGCUCGACAGAUCCACAGCGUGUUUGAGCUGUUUGUAAAAGACCAUCCCCGUCAAGACCAGAUUGCCCUUGGACUUUUUAUUGGUGGGUCUGGAACACUUCCUCAGGAUACCGUUACAUUCAAACGCGACCAACCUCGGAUAUUGAUUGGCACACCUGGACGCCUGGAUGAGCUUUUGUCAAAGUCAUCAAAAUUGGUCAACACCAAGGAAUUAGAAGUACUGGUUAUGGAUGAAGCCGAUCGUUUGUUGGAUAUGGGUUUCACCCAGCAAUUGAAUAGUAUUAUUGCUCAACUACCUAAGCAGCGUCGUACUGGUCUUUUCUCAGCUACAAUGACCGAUGGUCUUUCUGAACUUGUUCGUGCUGGUCUGCGUAAUCCUGUUCGUAUUGUUGUCAAGGUUGAGGAUCUGAACAACAAGGGUAGUGUCCAACGUACACCAGCAAGUCUUGAAAUUGACUAUGUUGUUUGUGAACCCGAACAAAAGUUGACUCAGAUGAUUCGCAUUCUCGAGGCUGAACUGGCAGACCCCGAAGGUGCACGUAAAUUUAUUGUGUACUUUGCUACCUGUGCAUGUGUCGAUUACUUUUUUAAGCUUCUCUCGCGUAUUCCCCAGCUCAAGCCUUUCUCACUUCAUUCACUCCAUGGACAAAUGGACCCUAAAAAACGAACAGCUACUUACACCGCUUAUACUCAGCUCCCAUCAGCCGUACCAGCCAUUCUAUUUUGUACAGAUGUAGCCUCUCGAGGUCUCGAUAUUCCCGAGGUAGAUUAUGUUAUUCAGGUGGAUCCUCCUCAAGAUCCCAAGGCAUUUACUCACAGAGCUGGACGUGCAGCCCGUGCAGGUCGCAAGGGUAAGGCUACUGUCCUCUUGGUUCGUGGUAGAGAAGAAGUGUAUGUCGACUUUUUGAGACUUCGCAAGGUUCCAUUGGAAAGAGCACCAUACCACGAUCCUUCAGUAACCGAAAUUAUUCGCACAAUGCGAGAGGUUGCAAAGACAGACAGAGAUAUUUAUGAUCGUGCUAUGAAGGCAUUUGUGUCGUGGGCACGCGCUUACUCAAAGCAUGAAGCAAGCUAUAUCUUCAGAAUUAAGGAUGCAGAGCUUGCUCGUGUUGCCACUGGGUAUGCACUCUUAAAGCUUCCCAAGAUGCCUGAGCUGAGAGAUAAAAAAGACCUUCAAUUUGAAUACCAAGAUAUCGACUGGGAUAACUACAAGUAUCUUGACAAGCAAAAGGAAGAGAAGCGUGUACGCGAGAUGCUUGAAUACAAAGCAACUGCCCAAGCACGUGCUGAAGCACAAGCAAAGGCUCAAAAGCCUAAAAAAUCUUCUGCUUGGUCUGAAAAACAGGAUGCCAAGGAUCGUAAGCUUGAUCGUAAGGCCAAGAAGGAGCGUAAGCGUGAAUUUUUGAAGCGUUCUUUGGAAGAGGCCAAGAUAAAGAAGGAAGAAUCUGAAGACGAUUGGGAUGAAUUGGCCAAUGAAGAACGUCUUGCUAAGAAGGUUAAACGUGGCCGUAUGGAUAGAAACGAGUUUGAUAAGAUGGUUAUGGGUGAUGAUGAAGAUUUUGAUUUGGGGAUGGAUCUUCCGGAAUAAGCAUAUUCAAUAUGUUUGUGUGCAUUAUUUUCCUCCUUGCUUGCUUGUUUGUUUGUUUGUGUUUUGUAUGUGUAUUAUUUAUAAACUAUUUGUAUUUCUCUUCUUAUUUACCACACAGGAUUGGCCAUGACAUGAUCAAUAAUUUGAUUAAAUACUUCUUUUUGCUCCUUCAUACUUUCAGCAGACUUGAGGGCAAUACCCAACAUUAUAUGACGCUUUUCGUGGGGGUUCAUAGCCGCCACGGCCUGAGUGAUCGAAGCUGCAUACAGACAGUAAAGCUCACACUGCGGGCCUGUCGACUCUCCCAAGAGAACAUGACUUGUUGUAGGCACAGCAGCAGGAUUGCUGGCC
This is a messenger RNA of Phycomyces blakesleeanus NRRL 1555(-), 2160 nucleotides long. RefSeq lists its product as hypothetical. The coding region runs from base 19 to 1809 and encodes 596 amino acids. The record is from RefSeq and is a predicted model, not a curated record. The transcript has 6 exons. Gene Ontology annotation, cellular component: nucleolus. NCBI's taxonomy places the organism in Eukaryota, Fungi, Mucoromycota, Mucoromycetes, Mucorales, Phycomycetaceae. Gene Ontology annotation, molecular function: ATP binding; nucleic acid binding.